GGAUACAUGUGGAACCUCUAGACACUGAUAAAGCAAUAAAAUCCUAUAUGGAGAAAGUUGAUGACCGUGAACACAAAGUGAAUAUAGAAAGUGAAGGGAAGAAAGCACAUAAAAUUUUUACUCCACAAAAGUAUGCCCGAGUAAUUCGCGGUUUGUAAAGAAGGCAGUUCGAUUAACAUUCGAAGGCCUUAGCGUCUUUGGAUUGGGUGUCACUGCAGACUUGAAAGCAAUAAAGAAGAUAAAGCAGAAGCACAGAUGGGGUCGUCAGCUCUUAGAUAAUUUUAUGGACACACUGCCUGAAUCGUAUAUGGCAAAUAAUUUUAUGGACACACCGUCUGAAUCGUAUAUGGGAAAUAGUGGAGGUCAACCAUUUAUGACAUCUGACGUUGGAGGAAACAAACAGGAUCAACCCUUAAUUACACAACAACAGUCACAAAUGGUGGAUGCAUCUAGCUCAAGGCCAGAAGAACACAGAAGAAUGGAUGAAUCUGCGGCAAGAAAAGAGGAAAAGGAGACAACACUCGUUGGCAUGGCAAAAGCAGGCAUAGUAGAAGUGGUGAAGGAGCUUCAAAACAAAGUACCAAGUUCCCUCCACGACAAGGAAGGCUUGGUUGUUGUGGCAAUGAAGAACAUAAAACUACACAAACUGGGAGAAGCACACCACGUUGACGAAAGGGAGACUGUGUUUAUGACUGCCGCGAAGAAUGGCAUUGUGGAGAUCGUGCUCGCAGUUCAAGACAAAAUACGCAGCGUUGUGCACCAAACGAACUCCAACAACGAAAACGUGUUGCUGAUGGCAGUGAAGAACAGACAAACCAAGGUUGUUGAGGCGCUGAACAAUCAUUUGGAUAAGGACCUGUUUGGUAGCUUGAUUUUGAAAGUGGAUAGCAGGGAGAACACGGUGUUGCACUUGGCAGCAGGUACUUCCAGUAACAGUGAAAGAAGUUGGCAGAUUGCUGGUGCUGCCAUGCAAAUGAUGUGGGAUAUCAAGUGGUUUCAGUACGAGACAAGCCUAGUCCCGGAGCACUUCAUAUUCAGAACCAACAAAGACGGCAAAACCGGGGGGGGGGGGGGGGAAUCUUCAAGCAAGAACACAAAGAACUAG
Molecule: messenger RNA, 1105 nt
Organism: Cajanus cajan (pigeon pea)
Lineage: Eukaryota; Viridiplantae; Streptophyta; Magnoliopsida; Fabales; Fabaceae
Molecular function (GO): protein binding
Source: RefSeq, a predicted model, not a curated record